This is a messenger RNA of Rotaria sp. Silwood2, 1279 nucleotides long. Lineage: Eukaryota; Metazoa; Rotifera; Eurotatoria; Philodinida; Philodinidae. The record is from the annotation of a GenBank genome assembly.
AUGCUUCUUGAUAAUUCAUUUGAAAGCAGUCAUCGUCUGGUCUGGCCUUAUAAUAAAAGCGAUCAUUGGUGGACAGAGAUUGUUUCAAAAAUGAAUGACAGGAAAUUCAAAGAAAAUUUUCGUUUGGAACGUUCUACAUUUUUAUUCUUAGUUAACCAUAUUGUGCCUUUGCUGAAAAAAGAUGAUACAAAAUUUCGGUUAACAAUAUCGGUGGAGAAGAGAAUUUGUUGUGCAUUAUAUUGUCUCGGCUCUUCAUCGGAAUUAAGAACAAUUGGAAAUUUAUUUGGGAUAGGGAAGAGUACAGUGGGCAAGAUUUUGCAUGAAUUUUGUGGUAUUAUUAUUGAAGUAUUCUUCUAUCGAAUUAUUAAAUUUCCAGCAACUGAUGAAGAGAUAAAGAAUACGGUCAAUGGGUUUCUUGACAAAUAUAACUAUCUAAUGUGUCUUGGUGCAUUAGAUGGAACUCAUAUCAGUAUCAAACCACCAUUAGGUUUAGAAUCGGAUUAUUACAACUACAAGAAGUUUCAUUCAAUUGUGAUGCUUGCAGUUGUAGAUUCGAAUCUUCAACUUACCUAUGUUAAUGUGGGUGCACCAGGACGAUGUAAUAAUGCUUCAGUAUAUGCUAGGUCCACUUUAUCUGAAGUCAUUCAAAAUACAAUCUAUAGGAAUCAUUACAUUAUGGUUAAUAAUGCAAAUGUUCAGGCUCAUUUGAUUGCUGACUCGGCUUUUGCAUUAGAUCGAACUCUGAUGAAACCUUAUCCACUUCGUCCAGAUAUGCCAAGGGAAUAUGCUGCAUUUAAUUACCGGCUAAGUCGAUGCAGGUGUUCUGUGGAACGAGCAUUUGGUUUGCUAAAAAAUAGGUUUCGCAUUUUGCACAAAAAGAUGGAGUUCGAUCUGGAUAAUACCAUCAAUGUCAUAAAAGCAACUGUAGUUUUACAUAAUUUGUGUAUUAUUAGUGAAGAUCUUUCAGAAAUUGAGUGGGAUGUUUCUGAAACUAUUUAUAAAAAGCCUGGCUGUAAUGCAACAACAACAGAAGGUAUCGAUCUUCGACAUGCACUCACCCAAUAUUUCAUCCAGAAUUCCUUAUGAGUUUGUGAUUGUGUUCCCAUUAUCUCUGUUAUGUAGUCAAUAAAUUCUUUUUUUUUUGGUAGUGUACCAUACUUAAUGUCGGAUUUUUUUUAAAGUAUUAACGACCAUUUUCUGAAUAACUUUUGAUUACUUUGAGUUAUCGAGCUGCGGUUUUCACCAUUCAAAAGAGCAAGCCGGGGGCUACAAAAUCCUA